UGUUACAUGGAGUGUGUGUCAGGGCUGCAGUGUCCCUGCAUAAACCGCCGACCGACUGAGGCACAGUGCAGUUUCUCUCUUUGUUAGGUGUGUGUGCAGUAGUCGCUCCUUGGAUCCUCUGUGACUGAGAAUGCGCUUUAUCCCCAGAGCGCUGUGUCAGUUCACUUCAUUACUCCGCUUUGAUAUAUUCUAUUGUUAGGUGGAGUUAUCAGUGCCAUCUCCAUGUGGAUACCAGCAGAAAUAGCGCUCAUUCCUCUUCUUCUACAGUGCUGUCCCCACACGGAAGCUAUUCCUCCUGAAUGCGACCCAAACUACAUCUUACUCCAAGAUGAAGUAUCCUGUUUGAAACUGCUCAAAACCAACAGGAGCUCCCCCAGCCCAGGAAAACAAGGAGGCUCCACUGCACACGCAACUUUAUCCACAUCCAGCUCUUCCUCUCCUUCAUCCUCCGAGCUGGACUCAUCUUCAUCAGAGACUCAGUUCUGUUCUCAACUGAAGACCAUUUUCAGUGUGGCAUCUAUCCGGUGAGUUGUAAACUUGCAACGGCUGUGUCUAACUACUGCAUCAUGGCCAACUACAGCUGGCUGCUGGCUGAGGGCCACUACCUGUACAGCCUGGUCAGUGUCUCACUGUUUUCCCGGAGGAGACAGUUGUUGUGGUACAUCAUCUUCGGCUGGGGUUCCCCAAUGAUUAUUAUGAUUGGCUGGACUUCUGCCAGGUACCUUCAUGAAGAUGAAGGCUGCUGGGAGACAAGCAGGAGUCAGUGGAUCUGGUUGAUUCUCAGAGUUCCUGUUCUGUUCUGCAUUAUAGUCAACUUGUUAUUCUUCCUGUGUAUUAUAAGAAUACUGGUAGCCAAGCUAAGGAAACCAGACAUGCCUGGCAGUGAGUUCAAACACUACAGGAAACUUGCCAAGUCAUCGUUCCUGUUGGUGUCACUCUUUGGCUUACACUACAUCCUCUUUGCUUUUCUUCCACACAACGUCAAUGACAGGACCUAUGAAAUCUGGAACUUCAUUGAGCUGGCUUUUGCCUCCACUCAGGGAUUUGUUGUAGCUGUUCUGUACUGUUUCCUGAAUGGAAAGGUGCAAAACGAGAUCCAGAGGAGGUGGCGGAGGUGGAGGCUGAAGCGGCAUCUGCAGGUAGAGCCCAGGAGACAGUGUGGCUCCAUGAGCCAGAGUGGGGGUGGCCCCACAAAUAAUCACUCUGCUCAUUAAAACAUCACCACCAAAACAUCCAGCAUGAACUUGCCCAGAUUGGGUCUAAAGGAGGCAGAGACCAGCUGUUGAUUGAGACCUGAGCAAACUGUUCAAGACCAAAACAUGCAAUAAACCAAAAUAUAUUUUUUACAAUGUAAAGACAGAAUACAGAGAUUUAGCUUAAUCAGCAAACAAUACAUACAUGCUUAAGGUAGCUUGUAGUGCUCAGCAUCAAUGGAAUCAUCCAUUUUCAGCCAUGCUAGCUGUUUUGCCGGUUCCUUGGACUUUCACUGCUGUGAAAUCCACCUACCAGACAUUCAUGGUUUCCAGAUGAUGUAUCAUAAUGACUUAAAGACACAAUAAUACAAUAAUUCUUAUAUCCAGGUAAAUAUGCUGUGGUUUUCAGUUUGUACCUUUCUCUCUAAUAUCAUUUAAACUAGCGCAGCACACACUUUCCUCCAUCUCAUCCAUUCUGCUUUUGAACAUCACCUCUGCUCACCUCUGCUGUAAAUAUUUUGUAGUGCACUUUGUGUUACAGAUUGACUUAAUUGGUGUUUCUGCACUGAUUUUUACUGGCAGAAAUAAUAGAAUAGAAUAGAAUAGAAUACUGGAGUUUGUGCUAUUAGGAGAACAGUAUGCAUACCUGUAGUAGCAACAGAAAUAAGUGUUGCAGCUGUUCCAGGUGCGUUUCCAGAUUGGGGGCCUAAAAUCUGAUUGGCGACCCCAUUAUCCUUAUCUCUUCCACACUUUCAGAGGUUUUAGCAGGCUCCAUUUUAAAGCUAUUGUGGCGAUAGGUAUCAUAAGAAAAUUAGAUUACCUAACACAUUGCCCCCGUCGCCAAGUGCUUGCUCAUGGUGGUACUGUUG
Molecule: messenger RNA, 2062 nt
Organism: Morone saxatilis (striped sea-bass)
Lineage: Eukaryota; Metazoa; Chordata; Actinopteri; Moronidae
Product: secretin receptor-like
Biological process (GO): adenylate cyclase-modulating G protein-coupled receptor signaling pathway; cell surface receptor signaling pathway
Cellular component (GO): plasma membrane
Molecular function (GO): peptide hormone binding; G protein-coupled peptide receptor activity; secretin receptor activity
Source: RefSeq, a predicted model, not a curated record